Messenger RNA from Ochotona curzoniae (black-lipped pika), 1206 nucleotides. Its product is annotated as arylacetamide deacetylase-like 2. The transcript has 5 exons. Gene Ontology annotation, molecular function: carboxylic ester hydrolase activity. The coding region runs from base 1 to 1206 and encodes 401 amino acids. The record is from RefSeq and is a predicted model, not a curated record. NCBI's taxonomy places the organism in Eukaryota, Metazoa, Chordata, Mammalia, Lagomorpha, Ochotonidae. Gene Ontology annotation, cellular component: membrane.
AUGGGGUUCAAAGCUCUCUGUUUGGGAAUAUUUUGUGUUAUGUUCAUCUCUCAUUUUUAUACACCUCUACCAGCCAACAUUGAAGAAAGCUGGAAGGUAAUGGCCUUGGAUACAAUUGCUAAAACAUGUACAUUUAUGGCCAUAUGUUUUGAAAACAUAGGUAUUAUGAAAUACGAGGAGUUUAUUUCCAUGAUCUUCCGUCUGGAUUAUACCCAGCCACAGUCAGAUGAGUAUGUCACAGUGACGGACACUGAGUUUCUUGACAUCCCAGUCCGUCUGUACCUUCCAAAGAGAAAGUCAGAAACUGCAAGACGAGCUGUCAUCUAUGUCCACGGUGGGGCUUUCUGCUUCGGAAGUUUCAGGCAGACGGCUUUUGACUUUCUGAAUAGAUGGACGGCGAAGAAAUUAGAUGCUGUCGUGGUAGGGGUGGACUAUCGACUAGCUCCUCAGCACCACUUUCCCGCUCAGUUUGAAGACGUCCUAACUGUAGUCAAGUUUUUCCUUCAGCCUAAAAUUCUUACAAAAUACAGAGUGGAUUCUACUCGAAUCUGUGUUUCAGGAGAUAGUUCUGGAGGCGCGUUGGUGGCAGCAGUGGCCCAACAGGUGCAGAAUGAUCCUGGAAUAAAACAUAAAAUCAAGAUACAAGCUUUACUUUACCCCGCCUUACAAGCAAUUGAUUCCUAUUUGCCUUCUCACCGAGAAAAUGAGCAUGGUGUAAUUCUGACACGGGAAAUGGCCAUCAAGCUCGUCAGUUUGUAUUUUACCAAAGAUGAAGCACUUCCCCAGGCAAUGAGAAGAAAUCAGUACAUGCCACUGGAAUCCAAGCAUCUGUUCAAGUUCGUUAACUGGAGCACUCUUCUUCCUGAGCAGUAUAGAAAGGACCACAUUUACAGAGAACCUAUUCUUGGACAGGCUGGCUUUUCACUGCCAGCGCUUAUGGAUAGCAGAGCAUCACCUCUGCUGGCCAGAGAUUCCCAGUUACAGAAGUUGCCACGAACCUAUCUUCUUACCUGUCAACAUGAUCUCUUAAGAGAUGAUGGGCUAAUGUAUGUUUCAAGACUUCGUAAUGUUGGGGUACAAGUUGCUCACGACCAUAUUGAGAAUGGAAUCCAUGGUGCUUUAUCAUAUAUGACAUCACCGUUUUAUUUACAUCUAGGUCUGAAGAUAAGAGACAAGUAUAUCAGUUGGUUGGAUAAAAACUUAUAA